Molecule: messenger RNA, 237 nt
Organism: Haemonchus placei
Lineage: Eukaryota; Metazoa; Nematoda; Chromadorea; Rhabditida; Trichostrongylidae
Source: the annotation of a GenBank genome assembly
AUGACGCUAUUCCAGAACAAACGUCUCUACAGAACCUUUAUGGCUGCCAAUAGCGAAAAUCACUUGGAGGCACCAACUAACAAGAAUUCGGUGCCGAGCGAACCAUCUUGCCCUGUUGGCAGUUGUAACUGUGGAUCGUAUGGAUCUCCAGUGAAACUUCGUUGGAAUCUCCGAGCAUGCAGUGUAGCAGCUUCAACCCCACGAAUUACCUUAGCAGGUCGUGCGCAUCUUGUCUGA